AUGCCGCCAAAAAGAAAGGGAAAUGUUUCACUGCCCAUUGCUUUGAAGAAGCCAAGAGUGAGUAUACACUCACCCGAAGAGAACAAAGCAUUUUAUCAGUCCACCAUCAAUUUGGUGUUGGACUUGCGUGAAGGAGAAGAACAGCUUGCAGCAGCUUUUAUCAAGCUACCAUCUAAGAAGUUAUAUCCUGAUUACUACCACCUCAUAAAGAGUCCUAUAUCCAUCAACGAGAUUCAAAAAAGAAUCAAUACAAGAUAUACAGGCGAGUCAACCGAUGAAUUCCUUGAUGAUUUCAAUUUAUUGCUCAAUAAUGCAACAGCAUACAAUGACGCGGAUUCCUGGAUUGUAACCAAUGCAAAGAAGUUAGUUGACUUCGUUACUGAUCAAGUUACAGAGUAUGAGAAUAGCGCACCAACUGCUGUAGAUGUUAAACAACCAAAGAUAAAGUUAAAACUAAAGAGUCCUGCGUCUGUUGUGCCAACAAACUCUGCCUCGCCAAAAGCUGAAGAGAUAGCAUUCGGUAAGUUGCCUGAAUUAUGCGCCAACCUUGUUAAAGAUGUCAUGAAUCAUGAAUUUGAAGAAAUUGGUGUUAUUAGUGGACCAUUUUUGGAGGAAGUUGAUCAAGACAUUUACACAGACUAUGCAAAUUUUGUGUCUAAACCAAUGGCUUUUAACACACUUUUAUCCAUGUUGGAAGCAAAAAAGUUGUUUAGUCCAAAGUACCCGUUACUCGAUAAUUUACGAAAAUUCCAUGACACUGCCACCCUCAUUUUUACCAAUGCUAGAGCUUAUAACAACGAGGAGUCUCAAAUUCAUCAGGACGCUGUACUUCUCCAAAAAUACUUCGAGGAGCAGUAUGAUAUUUUAAAGAAAAAAGUGGAAGCAACAGAUGUCGCUAAACAAAAACCUGCUAAAUUAAAGAUAAGCUUGAACAAGAAUUCAGAGAAAAAGGCUAAACGUACCAUAAACCAUGUUGAAGAUGAAGGCGAAGAUACUAUGGAUGAUGGGUUGGAUGACGCUUCAGGGAUUGACGACGACGAUUCAAAGGUAAGGGUUAAACUUGAAGAAGAUCGAGCAACACCUUCAGGUAAGCCCCCAGUUGAAAUUCAUUUGGACAAAACAAAUGACAACACUAUGGGAAAGACACUACCAACUCUUUUGGAAAGCAAUUCAAUCAUACAAGAGUCGUCCUUAUUUUCGUCACCAGCAAUCGUAUCUCACAUCACCAAAUACGCUCAAGAGAAGCUAGAUGCAUCUUUGUCAUUACAACCUCCACAAGACAUUGAAAUAAAGCAAGAUUUAUUUCCGGCUCAGUCACAACUGUCGAUUGCAACGUUGUUCUCCUACAAGGUGCCUGCAAACGGUUAUGUUGACCAGUCUUACACGGUAACAUUACCCAACGAUGUCCUGCCUUACGUGUCACUAAAGGCCUCCUUACACCACCUCCUAUAUCUUGCAAAGAAACCUGAUUUGACUGAUGGCCAUGGCUAUCUUAACCUGACAUCUGACGUUGAGUUUCAAUGCAGCUUAACUGUCAAUAAUGAGGUACUUAGCCAACCCAAUGAUUGUUUUGAAGAAAUAGAGGGUCACGAAAAUCUUUUGGCAGUCCAGUAUGACAUAAAGUUAGCAAAUGGUCUAAACAUGUUGACUUUUGAGUGCAAAGUAGCACCUUCAUUAAGUAGAAAGGUGAAAAAUACAGUCGUACAAGAGCAGACGGAUGAAUUAUCCGGAAGCCGACACACAAGACACCAACUCCAACAGAUGAAAAUGUCAUGGGACGUGGAAAGCAUUACCUUCUUUGUUGUUUGUAACAGCGCCAACUGA
Lodderomyces orthopsilosis Co 90-125 is the source of this 1824-nucleotide messenger RNA. RefSeq lists its product as uncharacterized. Bases 1 to 1824 code for a protein of 607 amino acids. The record is from RefSeq and is a predicted model, not a curated record. Gene Ontology annotation, biological process: chromatin remodeling. Gene Ontology annotation, molecular function: protein binding. NCBI's taxonomy places the organism in Eukaryota, Fungi, Ascomycota, Pichiomycetes, Serinales, Debaryomycetaceae. The transcript has a single exon. Gene Ontology annotation, cellular component: RSC-type complex.